Lodderomyces theae is the source of this 3198-nucleotide messenger RNA. Its product is annotated as ubiquitin-specific protease. The transcript has a single exon. The coding region runs from base 1 to 3198 and encodes 1065 amino acids. NCBI's taxonomy places the organism in Eukaryota, Fungi, Ascomycota, Pichiomycetes, Serinales, Debaryomycetaceae. Gene Ontology annotation, molecular function: cysteine-type deubiquitinase activity. The record is from RefSeq and is a predicted model, not a curated record. Gene Ontology annotation, biological process: protein deubiquitination.
AUGACUUUUGCAUCUACAUCGCCGUCGAAACUCUCAGGGUCCUACUUGUCAUCCAAAAAGCUACCUCCGCCUCCUCCGCCUCCUCAGCCUCCUCAGCCUCCUGAUCCACCACUACAUACCCACCAUCAUAAAGAAACAGUAAAUCUUGUUUAUGCACAUUCCUCGAUAGGGUCAGUUCCCAUGUCAGACUCCACCAACAACUCACGAAAUGGAGAUCGGCGUAGCCCUGUUGAAGCUGGGUUUGCCAGUUACAAUACCGAUUUCAGCUCUAGCAGUGACAGCGGUACUGAUUAUAGUACCAAGAACGGUACCCCCAGCAUACAUUAUGACAAGAUCCGGACUUCCAGUUUACAAACAACGCCGUCUUCACGACUGCAACCAAACUCAACGGCCAUGCGGCCGUCAGGAUCGACUAAUUCAAUGCUUAGUCAAGAAGAUGUUGAAUACUACUACACAAAACUCAUAAAUUACGAAUUCCGGAAUCUUCAAUUGGACACCGAGCUACAAAAGAUGUCAUUGUUUGAUCUUAUUGAUUACUGUGAGUCCUUAUACGAACUUGCAAAUGAAUCGACAGAUCACCUACAAGCUAUCAAAAGUUAUACAAAGGGAUUCUUGAUAUUCAACUACUUCAUAAACAGUUUUGUCAUGUUUCAUUUUGAUGGAUUUGAUGCAUUCAUAGAACUGAAUGAACAAGAUUUCAUUAUAUACUUGAACAUUUUUGCAUUUUACAAUACUGAACAAGCCUUCCAAAAUGGCAACUACACGGUGUCUUCAAGCGAGUUAAGACUAUUUAUUAAACUGUACUUGGUAAAGAAAAACUUGUUGAGUUUUGAUCUCGAUGAGUUGUACGAGUGGUUGUUUCAGUACAUUGACUAUCUUCGAGACAAGGAUCAACUGGCAGACGAGAUUGGUUUCAGAAAGGGAACGGAAGAAGACGCACAAAAAGUGACUCUAGAUGGAUCAGAUGGAAACAGUGACGUUGGAGGUCAAGAAGAAUACACAGAUUCGGCUUCUGAUGCCGAUGAAGUGUCGAAUGGUGCAUACGACGACGAGUUAUCAUUUGUCAGAGUUGAUCAUCCUCCAACUCCAGGAAUGGGACGUCAAUCUCGAGAGUCAUCGCUUGGCUCUAUUUCUGGAUUCAAAGUGCGCUAUCCAUCUGUUAACUUACCGAAGCGAAAUGGUGGACACGAUCCUCAUUCAGGAGCUAAAUCAGUGAAUGAGAAAGCAUUGAAAAAGCCACCCCCUCCCAUUCCAACUUCCCUUCCUCCAGCAUUGUUGAGCCAACAAUUGGAUUCCAUCUCAGUACACACGAGAAAUGAUCACCUUGAAAUUAAUGGUGUCUCGGGGGGGAAGGAUAAGGGAAUGGAACCAGGUCGAAUCCACCGUAAAGAGGGUCAUCAAGAUCCAUAUCCAAAUGAUGACAUUAUAUCAAAGUUGACUGAGGAAGAGACUACUUUUGGGCAGGAUGCUCAAGCGAGUACGAGUCAGGAUAUUGUGCAAGGCUAUACACGCAAAUCUCAAAGACCGCCAAUUCCUGCAGCUCAUGCAGUUGGCGUAAACAAUUUUGAUUCGUCUGCAGUAAAUCAAAAGUACAAUCACUCACAUCGUGUGAUGCCUAAUGGUCGUCAAUAUCUGUAUGCAUCAACUGGUCAACCAAUCUAUCAAACAUCCACGCCAAUGCCGACCUUUCCGCCUCCUCAGCCACACAUACAGCCACCGCAUCCAUCAAUUUUGUAUCUACCUUAUGGCUACAGCAAUGGCGCCAUGACUCAAUACCAGCAACUCCCAGGUAGCCUGUACGAUCCUGCACAUCAGCAAUACCAGCAACCUAAUUACCCUCAAUAUUUUUCACACCCUUCUCCCCAAAGCCACCCCAUGAUACCGGCUCACGUUUUGAAACAACAAGAACAAAUCAAAUCUGGAAAGAUGUCCAUACGCAAGGACUAUGCAAUUUGCGGGUUAAGAAAUUUUGGCUCGUCAUGUUACAUAAAUUCAACUAUACAAAUGCUAUUUGGGAUAUAUUCUUUCAAGGUCAUUUUCAAUCGCGGGUACCAAAAAUAUGUCAAGGAUCCCGGGUUUUUGAAGAUAAUGCAGCACCCAGAUUCACACAAGAAAGAUUCAGUUUUAUUGAGCGAAGCAGUUUCAGGAUUGCUUCGCACCUUCCAACAAAAUGGCGGUCUUUCUGUUUCUCCCACCAAGUUUAUUCGAGUCACCUCAUUGCUAAAGCCAGAUUUUAAUAUCCCCCAUGAGCAACAAGAUUCUCAGGAAUUUCUUUUGUUCGUAUUGGAGAGACUACAUGCUGAGUUAUGUGAUAAGAGCUUAGAGUACUUUGAUCCUGAAGUUUUGUGUGCAAAAUGGAACAUCAACGUUUCUGUUGAAAAUCGGUCGUCAUACUUCAAGUGGUGGAGAUCGUUGCAUGAGCACGAGGGAUCCAGUCCCAUCCUGGACUUGUUUCAAGGCCAUUUGCAAAAUAAACUUCGUUGUAACAAAUGCAGCUACGAAUCAAUCACUUACUCGCCCUUCUCAAUAUUAUCAUUGCCGAUACCGAACACCAAGCGACCUAAUGAAGUUGUCGAUUUGACGUCGUGCCUUAGUUACUACAUUCAAGAUGAAACUUUGUCAGGCGAAAAUGCGUGGAGGUGUCCUAAAUGCCAUGGUGAAGUGCCCACCGUUGACAACCACCCAGUUUUCGUCCAAAAGAAGGGCCUUUUCAAAUUGGGUAAAUCAAAGAAAACACCUGCUGCGUCUAAGGGGAAUAAAGUAUCGUCAUCGGAUACGAUUUCCACCAAAUCGCUUAGUUUUGUGAAAUUACCACCCAUUUUGUUUAUUCAUUUAUCCAGAUUUUCUAUGCACAACUUAACCGACAAGCUUAGCACACCAAUUCGGUACCCAAUUGAACUCCGAUUCAACAACCAAGGCCACGAGAUUUUGUACAAGAUAUCGGGAGUUAUCAACCACUUUGGUAAUUUGAAAAGUGGGCAUUAUACUGCACUAAUCAAUAAAUCCACAACAAAUGAGCUGAAACAUGACUUAGAAAAUUUGAAGAACCCAUGCUGGUGUAACUUUGAUGAUGAAAAUGUUCGUUCAAGUGUCAAUAAUGGUACUUUGAGGUUGGGUGUUGAUGGCCAGAGCCAUAGCGUGCUAGAAAUGAUCUCAACGGAUGUUUAUGUGUUGUGUUAUGAACGAGUCGACGCUUAG